This is a messenger RNA of Phyllotreta striolata, 4502 nucleotides long. NCBI's taxonomy places the organism in Eukaryota, Metazoa, Arthropoda, Insecta, Coleoptera, Chrysomelidae. The record is from the annotation of a GenBank genome assembly.
CGAGAAGAUAUGAUUGAAUUUAAAUUGCUCGAUGCAUAAUUAUCAAUCUCAGUUGGUGAUGUAAAAAUCACGAAUAAAAAUGGGUGUUCUUUCGUUUAUUAUUAACUAUGGAAUUCUCUCUUUUGUAUCUAUUCUCACGUACGUUUUGUUCAAGAGGAUCCUUCGUCAUCCUAAAGGUUUCAAGUACUUGUGCAAAUAUUACAUGGUUAAAUGGAAAAUUAGCAGGCAUCAACAAAAGUGUAAAAAUGCGGUGAAACAAUUAGGAAAUAAAUUAGACACGGAAAUUCGCAUUUCAACCACUAAGACUAUGGAUUCUCAAUAUUUCUACGGUAUGGACGAGUCCGGUAAUUCGUUGCAUUUCAAAUUGCACAUCGGCGUAAACAGCACGGCGGAGGCCGGCGUGCAUUUGAGGUUAAAAGACGGCAGAACGUACGUCUUUCCCGGUGCCGGAGCCGUUCGCGCGACGAACUUGCCGCGGGAUUGCUGGAAGAUGGCGGGAUUCGAUCUGGAAACGUUGGAACCCUUCAGGAAAAUCAGGAUAACAUUCAACGGAUUGCUCAGGAACGCGUCCUGCGAGGAUUUCGAGAAAAUCGAGCACGUUCGGUUCAAUUUAAUCUUUACUUGCUUGAGUUCGCCGUUUUACAUCCCCCAAGACGUUCGCAGUACUUUUUAUGCAGAAUCCGCAGCAGAACAACGUUCUGACGACAACCAAUGCUCAAAUCUACUGGGUUUCGAGUAUUUCGGCACGAUGAAGGGUUUCAUUAAGACCGAAACCGACCAGGAGGCACUCGUAGUUAAUCUACCGGCGACGAGAAUCAGACAUAAAGGAAUCGCGGAAAGAUUCACCGUUAAAAAAUCGUUGAGAUUGAUCGUUUUCGACGAAUACGGCAAUUUGUUCAACAUCGCCAUGAAAACUUUCAAAAACGGCCACCGACUGGAUUAUGGAUUCGCCUAUCUCAGCAACGAGAAGCGUUACCCCGUGAAAUUGUCGAAAUUCCUCGACUUCGACGGCGUCGCGGCGCUCCCCGGCGCCAUCAAAAUGGAGGUUUCGGUGCAUCGCAGGCACUACAGGCUGGUCGUUUAUUUAAAGAAAAAGGAAACCUUGAAAUCCUCUCGCGAAUCGACUUUCGGCUAUGAGUACUACACGAUACCCGCCGAUUGUCUCAUCAAUGGUACUUUCACCGGUAAAGCUGUGGUCGAGUAUUAUAAAGAAUGUGAAGGCGAUGAAAUUUACACAAUUUCCAAGAAAUUAGUACCUAAAACCGCCGAUAAACUACCCCAGAAGCUGAUAGUCGAUCUGAACGAAGAAGAUUCCCAGAUACUAGACCUGACGGGCGGCAAAGGGAACUCCUUGGGCUUGAUCUCGUCGUUGCAAUCCGAUUUGUUCACCAUUCCCCCCGGAUUCGUGGUGACGGUGAUUGCUUACAGAAGCAACAUAGCCAACGAUUCCCAAUUGGCCGCUGCCAUAUCCCAAUUAGACGCGAUUUGUUGCGGUCGCGCCGAAGGCGAUUUAGAAGAAACCUGCAAAGAAGUGACCAGCAGAAUCAGAAACGCCGCAAUUACCUCCGAACUCCAACGUUGCAUUAUCGACAAAUUGCAGGAGUACAGCGACGAAUCCGAUUAUCUAGGCUGGGCGGUCAGAUCAUCAGCCAUCGGAGAAGAUUCCGAUGAACUCUCGUCGGCCGGACAAAACGAAACGUUCCUAGGAUGUCGCGACCGAACCGAAGUCCUAACGGCCCUCAGCGCCUGCUGGGCCUCUUUGUACGCCUUCCAAAGCGUUCUAUACAGAUGGAAGCACGGGUUGCCGGUCGUCGCCGACAUGGCGGUGGUGGUGCAGAAAUUGGUGAGAUCCGAUUCGGCCGGCGUUCUCUUCACUUGCCAUCCGACCACGUCGAAUCCCUCCCAGAUGGUGGUCACCUCCAAUUUCGGAUUGGGAGAGACCGUCGUAUCGGGCGAAAGCGAUCCGGACACGUUCGUAUUGAACCGCACGUGGGACGGGAAAAUCUGCCUGAUCGAUAAAGCGCUGGGCGCCAAGAACAAAGUCAUCAGAGCGGCCGGCGACGGCGUCGAGGAAACCACCGGAGACGGAUCCGCCUGGAGCAUAUCGGACCGACAAGCCGUCCGACUGGGCAAGGUCGGUUUGGUGCUCGAAGAGGCCUUCGGCAACCACCGGGACGUCGAAUGGGCUUUCCGCGAGGAUAAGCUGUUCCUGUUGCAAUCGAGGGCCGUCACGACGCUGACGUCUUGGUCGGACGUCGAGCUCGCCCACGAGAUGGACUCGCCCACCAGAUCGACGCACUACGUGUACACGACGGCCAACGUCAAGGAGGUGAUGCCGAACGCCGUCGCGGCGCUCUCGCAUUCGACGUCGAUCAAGUGUGCCGAUUGGGCCGUACAGCGAUUCGCCCAGUUGAAUUUCGAUCCGAUGUCGAUGAAGGGCAUGAUCACGCACCAGCACAACGUCCUGUUGGACGUGGUCAUCUCGAUACACAAGAACCUGCGUCGCGACGUCCACGUGAGCUCCACCAUAGUGGAUCUGGCGAUAUUCGGGCAUCCCGUUCUGGACGAGGCCAUCAACGAAUCCGCCUUGAAGCGAAUGGGCGCGUCGUCGUUGUGGUUCCAAAUGGCGGAGCCUCUGAGGGUCAUGUCGAACGAUUGGAGGGAUCUGGUGGGACUGUCGAAACGGCUGGUGGACGGUUUGGAUUUGGAUCUGUCGAUCGACGAUGAUCCGUCGGCGAAUUACCGGAAAAUCGACGGGAGUUUCGAGGAUAUCGUGGAGGUGUGCACGUGUCAUUCGAAGACCAGCGCAGUGUCCGUGUUCUAUCAAAUUAUAGCGAUGAAUGUGCUGCUCGAAGGCAAAACAGAAUUAACAGAGGAGCAUCUGUCCGAUUUCGCGGCCAUUUUGUCCAGCUGCGAGGACGUGGUGUCGGCGGAGGUGCCGAAGUACGUGGAGGAAGUGGCGGGAUUGAUCAAGCGGGCCGGGUGCGAAGGGCGUUUCCUGGAAAUCGAGGCGAAUCGAGGGGUGGAUUGGUUGAGAGAGAACUGCCGGCCGGCCUUCGAUUUAUUGGAGGAGUUUCUGGCCAAGCACGGCCAUCGAAAUUUGGGAGAGUUCGAGUUGAUGGAGAAAUCGUGGAAGGAAGAUCCGUCGGUGGUGGUGCAGAUGAUAAAGGCCAACGUGACGGCGCAAAGGACGAAGAAGGUGCAGCAUUCCUUGGAGGAAAUCAUCCGGGGUUUGAAAUCUCCUCGUAAGAAACUCUCUAGGUUUAUCAUCCAUUUCCUCGUGAAGAAGAUUAGAAAAUCCGUGGGCGUCAGGGAGCAAACGAAAUCGGAAAUGAUCAGGGCCUUCGACAGAUUGAGACGAGCCUACAGGGUAUUGGCCAAGCAAAUGGUGAUGAACGGAUAUUUACCAUCGGAAGAUUUAAUUUACCAUCUUACACACACGGAAAUAGGCACCGUAUUGGCGGGAAGAAGCCCCAGUUUGAUCACAAAGGCCACCAGACGCCAAAAAUUGUACCCCAAGUGGAACAAAUUGCGAUUCCCGGAAAUAAUGUUCGGCGAUCCCCGCCCGGACGCCGAAGACGAUCGAUUCCCAUCGCACCAUCGAACAUCGAGCGACCUUUGCAAGGGCACCACCGUCUGCGGGGGCGUCGCAGAAGGCCGGGCCUGCGUCAUCAACAGCCUCGGCGACAUACAUCUACUCCAAACAGGCGACGUUUUGGUGACUUACAGCACCGAUAUCGGGUGGUCGCCGUAUUUUCCGAUGCUGAGCGGCGUCGUGACGGAAUUGGGCGGUCUCGUGUCGCACGGCGCUGUCGUGGCGAGAGAAUACGGUUUGCCGUGCAUCGUGGGCGUGAAAAACGCCACGAAACGCUUCACUACUGGCGAUACGGUCCGUUUGAACGCUGAUAAAGGAGAAAUAGGAAGAAUUUAAUGAAUCCUUAAUCGUUUUCUAAAUACACACAUACACACACCGGCAUGUUUAAAGGAACAGAUAUAAAAUCCAAUUAUUUUCUCUAUUAUGAAGCCGAGAAAAUCGGUGUUUCUUGAAGUAAUGCCGGAAAACGCCGUCUUGCGGUCAAGCAAGCAAUUAAAAUAAUAUCUUAUAUAGUGCAAAUUAUAGACCAAAGAAAGCCCUUUUCAACAAUUUCAUUUUUUUGAAAAUCGGUCCAGCCGUUUAAAAGUUAUUACCAUUUAUUUGUCAAACUAUUCAAACAUCGCCCGCCACUUUAUUUUAAAAGAUAGAGUCAAAAAUAUAAAACAAAAAAUAAUCGAAAUUAUCUUAACUAUCAAAAUAAAACACAUUUUUAAUACCUUUAUUUAGGAACCUUGAUAGCUACCUAGAUAUAGACUAUAAGACAAUAAAAUAUAGAAAUAUAUUACAUUUUCAAUCUGUUCCUUUAAAUUUGCCGGUGUAUGUAUACACCUUGCUCCAUUUCCGAUUGCAACAUGGUCAUUUCUAUGAGUGGAACAAAGAGAGAUUAUUAAAAUGACAGUUGUCAGAG